AUGAGUGCCUCUGCGCCUGCUUCAUUCGAAGAGGGUAUCAGUGAUUGCGAUACUACCCAAGGAUACAUUAAUAUCUCUUUAGUUUGGCCUAAUUCUUGCUACAAGAAGAACAAGCUUACCACUGAUGUCGACAAGGCAUCUGUCUGGACCGCACGCAAGAAGGUCACGGCCUCGACUGGCGGCAGCAGCACGGAUACUGAGAACACGGACACCAAGACUGCCACUCAAGAUGUUACUUGUCAGGACAAAGCCAGCGAUGGAGUCAAGUACAUCUCUAAAAAAGGCAUGUUCAUGGUUGAAUGUGGCUUCGACCACUAUGGUGGAGACAUGGGAUCUUCUAACAAAGAUACUUUCGCAGCCUGCAUCGAAGACUGUGCCGCAACAGAGGGCUGCAUUGAUGUUAGCUAUGUGUGGGGAACGUGCUACAAAAAGAACACACUCAACGACGGUGGCGCUGCCGGACAUGUCUGGUCGGCCAAGCUGGUCGCAUCUGGAACUGACAGCGCUGGUAACACACCUGACACCAAGACCGAUGAGAAAACUGAUACCAAAACCGAAACCCCUAAAGCCACCCCGAUCACAUGCCCUUCUAGCAACGGCAAGACUCCUUCCAUUUCCUCUGGUGGUACCUAUGAGAUUACCUGCGGUAUUGAUUAUUGGGGCGGCGACUUCAAGUCUCUCGAGACAGCCUCCUUCGACUCGUGUCUUGAAGCCUGCGAGAAGAACGAUGCCUGCCAGGGGGUCUUCUACGUUGCAUCAUCGUGCUAUCUGAAGAAUGAAGUCAACAAGAGCGGUGCUGCAGCACAUGUGUGGGGUGCCAUCGUCAGGAAAGCUGCGAAAGAUGUGUUCACUUUCCCAACCGUAGUCAACAAAGAACUGGAGGCAGGCGCGACCGAGUCCAUAAUGGCCGAAAACAUGACGCUUCCAAGUCCUCCUUUGGCCACACUUGGUCUGAUUUCGCCUCCGGUAUUGACAUGGGCGGUUUGGGUGUCUUGA
Molecule: messenger RNA, 996 nt
Organism: Ascochyta rabiei
Lineage: Eukaryota; Fungi; Ascomycota; Dothideomycetes; Pleosporales; Didymellaceae
Exons: 2
Coding region: 1-996 (331 amino acids)
Source: RefSeq, a predicted model, not a curated record